Molecule: messenger RNA, 1425 nt
Organism: Helianthus annuus (common sunflower)
Lineage: Eukaryota; Viridiplantae; Streptophyta; Magnoliopsida; Asterales; Asteraceae
Product: quinone oxidoreductase-like protein 2
Exons: 6
Coding region: 64-1113 (349 amino acids)
Molecular function (GO): zinc ion binding; oxidoreductase activity
Source: RefSeq, a predicted model, not a curated record
UUUAGAUAAACUGCAGAUAACAUUAGAUUAGGAGCACUCACUCUGUUUUUGAGCGUAACGAAAAUGGAGGCUUUGGUAUGCAGGAAGCUAGGUGAUCCAACACUCCCACCAGAUUCUUCUGAACACGCCCCUUUCACUUUCUCUAAAUCUCACCCUAUCCCCAUACUCAACUCCUCAACUUCAGUCAGAGUUCGAAUCAAGUCCACCUGUUUAAUGUUUGCAACUGGCCUCCAAACACAAGGCAAAUAUCAAGAAAAAUACGCUCCCCCUUUCAUCCCUGGGUCCGAUUACUCCGGCGUCGUUGAAUCCGUUGGCCCCAACGUCACCAAGUUCGAAAUCGGGGAUCGUGUUUGUUCCUUUGCUUAUGUAGGCUCUUUCGCACAAUAUAUUGUGGCAGAAGAGACUGAAUUGUAUGGAGUUCCUGAUGGGUGUGAUCUGGUGGCUGCUGCUGCAAUUCCGGUUGCCUAUGGAACGUCUCAUUUCGCAUUGAUUAGUAGAGCCAAAUUAAAAUCUGGUCAGGUGUUGCUAGUUCUUGGUGCAGCUGGAGGUGUGGGUGUUGCAGCUAUUCAAAUUGGGAAGAUUUGUGGUGCCACUGUCAUUGCUGUAGCUAGAGGAGCUGAGAAAGUGGAAUUUUUAAAGUCGGAGGGUGUGGAUCAUAUUGUUGAUAUCAGCAAAGAAGGUGUUAUUGAAAGUGUGAAGGCGUUUUUGAAAACAAGAAAGCUCAAAGGGGUUGAUGUUUUAUAUGAUCCGGUUGGAGGCAAGCUUGCAAAAGAAAGCUUGAAGGUGUUGAGUUGGGGAGCACAGAUUUUGGUUAUCGGGUUCACGAGUGGGGAGGUCCCAGUUAUUCCUGUUAAUAUUGCUCUUGUUAAGAAUUGGACGGUUCAUGGAAUCUAUUGGGGGAGAUAUGAUGCAAAUAGACGAGGUGUACUUGAAGACUCCUCGAAAGAUUUGCUAUCUUGGUUUGCAAAAGGCUUAAUCAACAUUCACAUUUCUCGUACAUACAAACCCCAAGAGGUUCACCUUGCAUUUGCAGAUAUCACAGACCGAAAAGUAAUUGGGAAGGUGAUGAUUACGUUUGACGAUGCAAAAGCCAUAACUUCUUCUAAGCUCUAGACCAGUGGAGUAAUAUGUAUCAGUUACAGAAGUGUGAAGGCGGUAUACCUAAGUGCUAAACACACACACACAGAGAUACCACAGAAGUGUGACAAAACUAUGAUAUCCACAGAUCUAUUGCUUACGGAAAUGAGUUAACAAUAUUCUGUGUUCAUGGUUUUAGAUGUGUGUACCAAGAGGUGAGAAUUUAACAACACAGUUAUAAGUGCAUAUAAACAUGUCUCCACACCAUGGUUCACCAGGUUACCUGAUUCGGAUUUGCACAAAUGUAGACCGAUGACCGGACUGGUGUACCUGAUUCAGUUUUAGUCA